Molecule: messenger RNA, 477 nt
Organism: Tinamus guttatus (white-throated tinamou)
Lineage: Eukaryota; Metazoa; Chordata; Aves; Tinamiformes; Tinamidae
Source: RefSeq, a predicted model, not a curated record
CGCGCAGAUCGCAGCCCGCCCGACGAGGAGGACGGAGCGGGCAAGUGCGCGAAGCUGCUGCCGGGCGAGGAGGAGGAGGCGGCAGCGCCGAAGCCGCGCAAGAAGCGCUCCCGCGCCGCCUUCUCGCACGCGCAGGUCUUCGAGCUGGAGCGACGCUUCAACCACCAGCGCUACCUGUCGGGGCCCGAGCGGGCCGACCUGGCCGCCUCGCUGAAGCUCACGGAGACGCAGGUGAAGAUCUGGUUCCAGAACCGGCGCUACAAGACCAAGCGGCGCCAAAUGGCCGCCGAGCUGCUCGCCGCCGCGCACGCCGCCCAGAAAGUCGCCGUGAAGGUGCUCGUGCGCGACGACCAGAGACAGUAUCACCCCGGCGAGGUGCUGCGGCCGCCCUCGCUGCUCUCCCUGCAGCCCUCCUACUACUACCCCUACUACUGCUUGCCCGGCUGGGCUCUCUCCACCUGCGCCGGCACUCAGUGA